GCGCUCCUUUGAACCUCUUCAUGUUCUCCACCCACCUCGAAGUACACUACGAUUCUAUCCAUAAUCGGACGCUCCCUACCCUUGAUCAGUCCCCACAUCCGCCGAUUGAGCUCUGGUAGCUAUCGUCGACGAGGGCCACCAGCAUGGCUGAGACGGAUCAGUCGGCGGAGGCAAAGGCUCCCACGUCGCAGAAGAAGCGCAAAGAUCUAUCCAAGGCCGACAACGAUGAUCUCGACAUGAUCGAUAGCGCUUUUCAGCGUAUAAAGAAUAUCAUUCCCGGCGCGCCUUACGUCUUAUCAACGCCAUCCCUUGAUCCUUACAAUCAUUACUCCAAACAUGAGGCACGCGCCUGGAUAUUGGGACGCCUCUACAGACCCGACGAAGAACACCUACAAUACCGUACUUUUCAUUUCCGCGAACCAUAUGUAGACUGCUUUGUGCUACAACCCGAUGAGGAAGAGGAGGCAGAACACGAGCGACCCAAAUCGCAAGCUUCCAGUACAUCACAGCAAGCCCAGCAAGCGCCCAAGAAGAAGAUCAGUCUUUCUGCAUACAAGUCCAAACAGGCAAAUGGAGUUAUCACGCCGGGUGCUAAGAAGGUUUCGCCCACCCUUCCUCCUGCCAAAGUGCCUUCACAGUCCAACGGCUUUAAGAAGACCGAGAAACCGCCAUCGUCCACCCAGAAGCCCGAAGAUUCAAGGUCACACAAGCGGCCUGCAGCCGAAGGUUUUCCACCAGAGAAACCCGCAAAACGUCCUCGCGACGACCUUCACCAAUCAUCACGCGAAGCAACAAAUCGAAGCUCUGCAGAACCAAGGGCCGAUUUGGACAAAUCCGUACCCUCCAACUCUACACCACACGGUCUUCCUCCUCUGUUAUCUCCGGUCGACCAACCCGUCAGCAAUCCUUAUGGUCUCCCUGACAUCCUGUCCCCGACCCUUCCCUCAAAUAUCCAGGUAGAGUUGGAUAGGUUAGAAACACAACGAAAACGCGGAGAUUCGAAUGCCUCCUCAACUUCUGCAAAGAGUCAACUGUUGACAGUUCCUGAUGGUGGACCUGAGAGGCGUGAGGAAGGAUCCAAGGGCCCACGGGUGAGAUCCGUAUCGGUGAAUUCGAAGUCUCCAAAUGUACCUACGGCCACGCAGAGCACUCGUGCGGCUUCUAGUCUCAUCGUGAAACUCAAAUAUGGGAAGCGGCAUGCGGCAACAAUUUCGCAGCUUCUACGGCUCCCUCGAGCCAGGAAGGCACCCGUUACUUCCGAGAAAGAACGACCCUCCAAAACGACAGCAACUGCAGCCGAGCCGUCUUCAACAAAACCCAAGGAAAAUCCGAAGAUUACGAGUCGCCGCCUUGAAAACACCGUCUCAUCGGCGAAAAGUAGUCCGGCAACAGGGAAGGUUGCUGGGAAACGACCACGAAGCGAGUUGGAUCCUCCGUCUAAUGAACCAAGCAAGCGUCAUAAGGCACAGGCAGUCCAAGACGGCUCAAGCACACCGCAACACGCAACGGCAUCCCCGGUCGUAUCAGCGAAGUCCAGCGCACAAAAGGCACCAUACAUAACCCCUCGAAAGGAGCACCGGGCCGUCAAUCUGCUUCGUACAGGCUCUAACGAAGGUACCGACUCGACCCCAGGUCGGUCUGGUACACCAACAAACGCUAAACACCUGGACGUGAAGACAACACCGACUUCGGCUCCUCCGAGCGGAAAGGGCAAGGUCGACUUCCAGAUCCUCUCACAAGUAUCGAUGAAGCUCAACCAGAUGGGUCGGGCACUCAAACACGAGGCCCAGAAGAUCGUAAGCGACGCUGGGGGGAAGCUAAACAAACACGACCAAAAGCGUGUGGCUAUCACCGCUCUCGAGUGCAUCAUAUCCUACAUGGCUGCGUACACCGCGCAGGACAGGUCCAACCAUCUUCGUGGUCGUGCGGGUGAUGUCGAAGGCACCUGGAAGACCCUCCUGCCUCUCUGUACAUCAUUCACGAGGUUCACCCAUGAUGUACCCUAUCUUGAUGGCCUACGAUUAUACCUUGGCACUGCUAUCGCUGCGUCCAUAUGCUCCCAGAUGGCGCCCCGUGCUCCACGGCCGGAAGCUCAUGAUUCUCCUCAGGAUAUUGCUCAGAAUGAGCUAUCCAAACAGCACAGCGUUCUCUCCAAAAAUUUCGCUUUGCUUGCCGACCACUUCAUGAAACUAAAUCGUUACGCGCAGGAAUCUAGGAUGUUGCUGCCUGUCGAAGACAUCCAAAAACACUUCCCAAAGACAUGGGCAAACAGGGAUUCGAUCGCCAAUGUCUCCAAGGAUUCAGAAAAGUUCCCAGGAGGCAAGCUCUCCGGUCCAUAUUUCCUCCCGAUUCAGAAUGACACGACACCUAUCCAGGCCGUUAGAUUCGGCAUCAAGUUCUUGGGUGAAUACUGCGAAAAGGAACGCGUCGACUACAAGCUUCGCGUCAGCCUCGACAGGCCUGAAGUAUAAAAAAGCAUAUCAUUAUUCCUGCGUGUACAAUGAACGACCUCGAAAUUCGGC
This is a messenger RNA of Aaosphaeria arxii CBS 175.79, 2522 nucleotides long. RefSeq lists its product as uncharacterized. The record is from RefSeq and is a predicted model, not a curated record. The transcript has 2 exons. Bases 144 to 2471 code for a protein of 775 amino acids. NCBI's taxonomy places the organism in Eukaryota, Fungi, Ascomycota, Dothideomycetes, Pleosporales.